AUGUCGCCUCCUCGUGCCCCUUUCCCUUCACACUUUGAUUUCACGACAGCCACGGUUGCUUUUAGCCGACUGGGUGAUACCCGAUCUCAUCCACCUCGUCGGCCUCAUGGAGAACCUCUCGAUGAAGUUGAUGACCGCCAGGAUCCAUACGAAGCGAUCUUGCUCGCCCCCGGGGAGAAGAAGAUCGAGGUCGAGGUUGACACCCGUCUGCCCUCCGCCGCGAUCUUCACCUUCCACAAGGAAGAUCACACCCUGGGCAACAUGAUCCGCAGUCGUCUCCUCAAGACUGCCCAUGUUACCUUCGCCGCGUACAAGGUUCCUCACCCCUUGACGCCCAACUUCCUCCUCCGCGUCCAGACCGACGGGACCAUCACUCCCCGCACGGCCGUCGUCAACGCCUGCCAGGCCCUCAUCAAGGACCUUGGCAUCCUCUCCCGCGAGUUCACCAAAGAGUAUGAACUUCGCAAGAUGGCGAACGCUGCCAACCAGCAGCAGAACAUGGGCGAGUAG
Penicillium oxalicum is the source of this 510-nucleotide messenger RNA. RefSeq names its product DNA-directed RNA polymerase II core subunit RPB11. Lineage: Eukaryota; Fungi; Ascomycota; Eurotiomycetes; Eurotiales; Aspergillaceae. The transcript has 4 exons. Gene Ontology annotation, biological process: transcription by RNA polymerase II. Gene Ontology annotation, cellular component: RNA polymerase II, core complex. Gene Ontology annotation, molecular function: protein dimerization activity; DNA binding. Bases 1 to 510 code for a protein of 169 amino acids. The record is from RefSeq and is a predicted model, not a curated record.